Prinia subflava (tawny-flanked prinia) is the source of this 6936-nucleotide messenger RNA. It is a transcript of the gene MYO15B, whose product is annotated as myosin XVB. Bases 16 to 5940 code for a protein of 1974 amino acids. Gene Ontology annotation, cellular component: cytoskeleton; myosin complex. The transcript has 50 exons. Gene Ontology annotation, molecular function: cytoskeletal motor activity; ATP binding; protein binding. The record is from RefSeq and is a predicted model, not a curated record. NCBI's taxonomy places the organism in Eukaryota, Metazoa, Chordata, Aves, Passeriformes, Cisticolidae.
GAUUUGGCCUUUAACAUGCAGGAGGAAUACAGGCAGGAGCAGUUAGCUUGGAUUCCUAUUUCCAAGAUGUACAGCAGGUCGUGCCUGGAUUUCCUGACUGUAAAGCCCCACGGCAUCCUGUGCAUCCUGGAUGACCAGACAUCCCUGGCUCAGGCCACAGACCACACUUUCCUCCAGAAGUGUCAUUACCACCAUGGAAACAGCCCUUGGUACACCAAGCCCAAGCUGCCUUUGCCAGAGUUCACUGUGCAGCACUAUGCUGGCCCUGUCACCUACCAGGUCCACAAGUUUCUCAAUAAAAACCGUGACCAGCUGCGGCCAGAGGUGCUGGAGAUCUUCUCCCAGAGCCGCCUCAAGGUGGUAUCUCACAUUUUCCAGAGGGCUAAAGCUGCCUGUGGUCAGCGAAGGGAGCCGGGGGGCAGGGGCAGAGGGCUCAGGCCUCAGGCCUCCACACUGGUGUCCAAAUUCCAACAGUCUUUGCAGGACCUCACAGCCAAGCUGAGAGGGAGCCAUACCUUCUUCAUCCGGUGCAUCACCCCCAAUCCCAGGAAGCUGUCAAGUGUCUUUGAUGUGGAGUAUGUCAGCCGCCAGCUGCGACACUCGGGGGUGCUGGAGGCCAUCCACAUCCGAAAGGAGGGGUACCCACUCCGCCUGCCCUUCCACAGCUUCCUGGCCAGGUACGGGCUCCUGGCUGGCAGCAGGCCCAGCUCGGGGCACAGGGAAGGCUGUGCAGCAGUGCUGGCUCUCGUGGUGGGGAACCCCUCGGAUCUCUACCAGAUUGGAGUGACAAAGGUGUUUCUGAAGGAGCAGGCCAGGCAGCUGCUGGAGAGACGACGGCUGCAGAGGCAGAGCUGGGCCGUGGUCACCCUGCAGAGGAAAUUCCGCCGGCUCCUCCGGCAGCGGCGCCUCCGUGUCCUGCAGGAGAAGGCCACGGUCAUCCAGGCCCACUUCCGAGGGUACCAGGCAAGGAAGCGUUACAGGAGGCUGAAGAAGACUUUGGUGCAAUUUAAAACCAUGAUUUUAAUCUCCAGACCACUGAUUCAAAGGAGGAGGCGCUGGCAGGACGUGGGGCUGCUGGAGAUCCCUGCAGAGCUCGCAGCCCUCCUGCAGUUUGUUGAAGGUCGACACCAAGCACAGGCCAACCAGAUAACUGAGACACAGCCCCCAGAGGUCAAGGUCAAGGAUGACCUUUCCCUCCCACCCACCAUCAACAGCCAUCCUUUCUCCUCCUUCGUCAAAUCACAUUUCCAGAAGCCAGAUUUCCCUGCCCCUGGGCAGCCUCUGCAGCACCCCUUAACCCACCUGGAUGCUGAACUCCAGGAGAGCGCACUUGAGAUAAACAAACUGAUUUUGCGCUUCAUUGGUGACAAGAGCCUCCGUGGCUGGCAGGAGGUCCUGCUGGGCAACUACAUUGCUGGCAGAGGUUUGAGUGCUGCUGCUCUGCGCAAUGAGAUCUUCAGCCAGGUGGUUGCCCAGACCUGGAGGAACCCGGACACGGAGCACAGCCAGCGCGCCUGGGUCCUGAUGGCCACUCUGCUGAGCUGCUUCAGCCCCUCGCCAGCCCUGGAGCAGCCUCUGCUGAAGUUUGUGUCAGACCAUGGCAUGGAGGGUUACAGCGCCGUGUGCCAGCGCAAGAUGCUGACGGCAGCUCAGCGCACCGAGACGCAGCCGGCGCCCUCUCGGGCUUACCCUCCCACCUGGCUGGAGUGGACAGCAAACCAGAGGAGAGGGAAGAUGGUGCUGGAUGUUCACACCUUCAAUGAGGAGAAGUUCUCAGCUGAGGUGGAGUCCUGGAUGACUGGGGAGCAGUAUGCAGCCUGGAUCCUGAGUGCAAGGGGCUGUGACAAGAAGACUCGAGGGUGGUCUGUGUCCAUGUUCACUGGCAACACGUGGCAGGACCUGCUGGGCUGUGACUUUGUGCUGGACCUCAUUGGAGAGAUGGAGGAGACCAGCAACUUCAGCAGCUCCUCCCGGCCCCCCACUGAGUACCCCAUCACUCCAGAAAGGGACAGGAGCAGCCUGCAGCCCUCUGACCUGGACACGAUCCCUCCUGCUCCAGGUAUCCAGGCCCCUGCCUUCCCCCCACCCAGCCUGCCUCCAGAACUUACUGGUCUCCAUCCAGAACCAAGGUUCAGAGAUGACAUGAGGACGCCUGUAGGCUUGGAUCACUAUGUGGAUGAUCUCUUCAGCCCUGUGCUGCAUCAGGGCUCCAGAGUAUCUGAUUUGGAGGACAGGGAGAUUCUCACCAGACGCAUGAAAGGAGGUGGGAAGAUUGGACCCACCCAGAGAGGAAUCCUUCCUUCUGCAGGCCUCUCUGGAAUGACUCAAACACCAGUUUUGCAGCCCAUGGUGGGGAUGCCAGCAGCCAUGCCCAUGAUGCCAGGGGCUGGUGGGGUCACACCUGUGCCAGCCGUGGUGAUGCCCCAGCCCGUGGUUCCAGCUGUAGAUCCCAGCCAGCUGGCAGCACAGCAGCAAGCCUUUAUCAACCAGCAAGCCAUGCUCAUGGCCCAGCAGAUGACCCUUCAAGCCAUGAGCAUUUCCCAGCAGGAGCUGCAGAAGUGGCAAAAGUCUCUCGAGAACUCAAGGCCGAGAGUCUCAAGCCCAGCACAAGCCUCAGCCCCAGCCACUCUCCCAAAACCCAAGAAGCCUUACAGCCAGGCUGCUGCAACACCAUCAAGGUCUCCAGAGCCACCAGCUCAGGCAAAAGAGCUGGACUAUGACUACACAGAGGAGGAGCUCUCCAGCAGUGAGGAUGAUGAUUGUCCUCGGGAAACCUUCCAGCAGAAGAGAGAGUACUUCCAGAAGAUGGGAGAGCAGCACAUCCGAGUAAAGAAAAUCAGACCCAGAAAAACCUGGACUCCUCCAGCAAAACCCCAGCCAAAGGAGGAGGAGGAAGAGGAGAAAAGAGAGGAGAUGGAGAAGAGGAAAAAAGAGGAGCCAGAGAAGAGGAAAGAAGUGAAGCCUGUCCCUAAACCACAGCCAGCUCCUGCUUCCCCUCUGCCACCUCCUGAGCCAAAGCCAACAAAGGAGACCCCAAAACCAAAGAAGCAGCCACCUGUAGUGAAGGCCUCAGGCCCUGAGUCACGUCCUGCACCCAGCCAUGAGAUUUGGAACAUCAUCAAAAUGUACCAGAGCAGACCAGCCCCUGAGCCCCAGCCCAUCCAGCCCAUCAGGAGACUACCCAAGCCAUUUAUAAAGAAGAACGACCCCAAAAACGAGGCUCUGGCCAAGCUGGGAAUGAUGAACCCCUCAUCUCAGCCAUCACCAUCUCCUGUGCCACAGGAGAAGAAAACACCUCCACCUGUCAAGCCCAAGCCAGGCCCAGCUUCCAGCUCUAUCAAGGAAAAGCAGUUGCCUCUCCUGUCCAUCUUCAGACCAGAGGGUGCUCCAGCAGCCUCCCAGGCCCCUCAUGCUCCCCCUCUUCCCCCACCAACGCCUGAGGACCAGGGCAGGCAGGAAUCCACAGGGAAAGACUCUGCUGUGACACUGGCAGGUGAUGAUGGCAUCAAGACCCAGCUGUACAAGCUCACCACCAGUGUCAGCUUCUCCUAUGUCGACCCUGCUUGGAAAAUCUUUCUGCGUAAAGAGGUGUUCUACCCCAAAGAAAAUUUCAGCCACCCCUAUUGUCUGAACUUGCUGUGUGAGCAGAUCAUCCGUGACACCUUUUCCGAGUCCAGCUUUCGGAUCUCCAGGGAGGAGAAGCGCAAGAUGAAAGAUCUGCUGAUGGAGUUCCGGGUUGGCAGCAAUGCCCAGUCCAUUCAGGAGGAUGGGAUAAAGAAGAGGAUUGUGGUGGCUGCUCGGGACAACUGGGCCAACUAUUUCUCCCGCCUGUUCCCAGUUCAAGGUGAAAAGGGAAGUGAUGUGCAGAUCCUGGGUGUUUCUCACCGGGGCAUGAGGCUGCUGAAGGUGGAGAAAGCAGCUGGAUACCACCCUGAGCACCUCAAGAUCCUGCGAAGCUACUGCUUUGCAGAUGUGCUGUCAGUGGAGAUGAAGGGCAGCAAUUCCCUGGAGUUCUCCCUGAAGACAGAGCAGCUCAUCCUGCACUCUCCAAAGGCUCCGUGCAUCAAGGACAUGGUGGAGCUCUUCAUGCAGGAGCUGAGGCAGGACACCAACUACGUGGUGGCUCUGCGCAGCUACGUCGUGGAUGACAAGAGCCUGCUCAGCUUCAAGAGGGGCGACAUCAUCGAGCUGCUGCCCAUGCAGGGCGUGGAGCCAGGGUGGCAGUUUGGCUCUGCUGGUGGACGCUGUGGUCUCUUCCCCACCAGCCUGGUGCAGCUGGCCCCUGCCCCUGACUACCUCAGCAGCAGCAUGGACAGGCGGGGGGAGCAGCACAAGGGUGCUAAAGCUGCCCCAGAGAGCAGGAACACCAGCAGGGAGAGUUCUGUCCUCAGCCUGACACCAGAAGCCACCAGCACCCUGUUAGUCCCCACGGGUGACCAUUACACCAUGACUGACUUUGCCACCGCCUACUUCCGAGAGGCUCAGUCCAUGUGGGACCUGAAGGGGACGCCUGCUGAGAAGAAGAGCAUUGCUGGCCUGGUGCGGCACACCAAGGUCCCAAUCCAGGCAUCUUUGCUCCAGUUCUCUGACAGUGAGCUGAACGAGGUGGCCACAAAGAACUUCCAGACGCUGAUGAGGUUCAUGGGAGAUCAGCCAAAACACAGGCACCAGACCUCAGUCCAGUGCAUCUAUGAAAUCCUUCAGCUGUGCAAGGAGAAGGAGAAUUUGCACGAUGAGAUCUACUGCCAGGUCAUCAAACAGGUCACCUACAACCCUCAGCAGGAGAGCGAGCUGCGGGGCUGGUUGCUCCUGAACCUGCUCACUGGGUACUUCCUGCCUUCCAAAACCCUGAUGCCCUAUGCCACCAAGUUCCUGCAGCUGGCCAGCAGUGAUCCAUCCAGCACCCACCACGACAUAGCCAAGAUCUGCCAGAGCAACCUGCGCAAGAACUUCCUGUACGGGGGCCGUCGGCACCUCCCUUUCCCUGUGGAGCUGGAGGCACUGCUGAAGGGACGUGGUGCCCGCAGGCUGGAGGUGCUGAUGCCUGGAGGCAGGGAGUACUGCACCAGGAUCAGGACAUUCACUGUGGCCAAGGAGCUCUUGCAGGAGAUCUGUGAGCAGAUGGGAAUAGGUGAACAGCAAGAGAUACAGGACUUUGUUCUCUUUGCUGUCAGGAAUAACGACAAAAAUCUCGGUAAAACAGUGAGGCCAAUCAAACUGGAGGAGUAUCUCCAUGAUUACCUGCUGGAGGACAAGCUGGUCACUGUGACCUUACGCAGGCUCAUCUGGAGGACACCUCUGCACUUUGACAACCAAAUUUACACAGAUGUCCACUAUGGACAGGUGCUGUGGGAUUACCUGAAUGGGAGGAUCCUGCUGGGCCAGAGCAAAGAAAUGGAAAUGCAGGUGGGACUUUUGGCAGUGCUCCAGCACUGGGCCAAAGUGGAGCAGCAGAACUCUGCUCCCUCCAGGGAAGAGCUGAAGGAAUACAUUCCAAAGACCCUGCAGGCCUCCAUCAGCCCCAAGAACCUGCACAACCACGUGGCCACACUGCUGAGAACAAGGCAGCCCCUCCAGCCACCAGAUGCAAAAAUCCAGUUCAUAGAGCACGUGAUGAAAUUGCCUUUCUUUGGCUACACCAUCUUUGUCGUGGAGAGAACCAGCGAUGAGCUUAUCCCUGUGCCCUGUUUCUUUGGUGUGAAUAAGGAGGAGAUCAUUGUGGUGGAUGGCACCACCCAGGCCGUGAGCCGGGUGAUCCCCCUGAAGGAGCUGCAGAGGAUGCGCACCCUGAGGCCUCUCUCCAACGGGGCCCUGCCUGGCCUGGAGCUCAGCUACGGCUCCCCUGGCAGCCCCGGGGCCAUGUGGGUGGAACUGGCACAGGCCAAAGAACUGUACCACACGAUUGUUGCCAUCCUGGAUAAAACAGAGCUGCACUCCUAGAGCCUAAAAGGAGGAGAAUGGCCAAGGAAAACAGCAAUUUCCCUUUCUGUGAACUUGAUCAGUGCUCCCUGACCUGUCUUUGGGGGACAACUCUUCCAGAACACACCCAUGGCCUCAGCCAGCUGCUUUCUAAGAACACCACCACAGUGUUUGUUGAUGGAGUGACCAUAACCCUCGUGACCUGUCAUUCAGUCCCCAAGCACUUCCUUGAAACAACCCUGUGGCUAAACAAACCCCAAGGGCCUCUCCACACCACAGCCCGUUCCAACAAAGAGCAGCUGACCCAAAGCAAGCACUUGCCUUCAAGCUUUGCACCGUGCAGCUCCUCCUUCCUGGUUGGAAUCAAUUCUCAUGAGCAAAGCCUGGUGCUUGCCAGGGAUUUGUGUAUCCCAGUGCCCAGCUGAGGCAGGGCAAGGCCUGCACGGGCUGCUGCUGGUUUCCAGGAGCCAGAUCUGUCUCUGAAUUGAUAUGCAGAGGUCCUGUAGCAGGAUUUGUGAGGCAGGAGUUUGUAGGAAGUAUCCUAACUGAAAAGCAGAUCAGUGUUAAUCAUACAGUUAACACAUAUGCUGGGGCACAGAUUGAGCUGCAAUGGUAAGGAAGUUUAUGUUAAUUAAUUUCUCAUUGACAUAAUUAUAUGCAUAUGCUUCCCUCUACUAUAAAGAAGUCAGUCAUGGCCAUGCAGCUGUCAGACUUCAAUGAUGGCUCCAUGCCCACGGAGGAAGCAUCUUCAAACAGAACUUGUAUUAUACUGAAAUGUUUUGGGUUGUACAAAAAUAUUUAUUUUUAUUGCCACAGCUCUCCUAAUGACCUGAGGAAUAACUGCCCUUUAGGAAAUUGCAAUAAAAUAAUCACACAGAUGUUUUGAAGGUAUGAUAGAUCUUACACAUAACCUGGGAAAACUUAACUGCAUGUAAUGGGCAAAGCUUGAGGAAAAUGCUGUCACCAUUGGCAGGGAAGAGGGAUAGAAAUGAGGGUGCCCAGUGCAAGCUCUGAUGC